Molecule: messenger RNA, 1402 nt
Organism: Rhododendron vialii
Lineage: Eukaryota; Viridiplantae; Streptophyta; Magnoliopsida; Ericales; Ericaceae
Product: ornithine decarboxylase-like
Exons: 1
Coding region: 62-1294 (410 amino acids)
Cellular component (GO): cytoplasm
Molecular function (GO): ornithine decarboxylase activity
Source: RefSeq, a predicted model, not a curated record
CGCACAACAAUUUUCAAACCCAUCUGUUUUCGUAAAACACUUCCCAUUUUUCAUUUCAGCCAUGGCGGCCAACACUAAAAGCCUCCAAAUCAUAAUGGGUGCACCAGGGGUGAAGGGGAAGACGGUGACUGCCCUACCAAAAGACGGACUGACGGAUCUCAUACGCUCCGUUGUCUCCGAAAACCAAGAUUUCAAAGAACCCUUUUACGUCCUGGACUUGGGUGUGGUAACGUCUCUCAUGGAGAAGUGGACUCGCAGCCUCCCAACCGUCCGUCCUUUCUACGCGGUUAAAUGCAACCCCGAUCCGGCUUUUCUGGGAGCCAUGGCUGCUCUCGGCUCAGGCUUCGACUGUGCCAGCCAAGCUGAGAUCGAAUCCGUCUUGUCUCUCGGGGUUUCUCCGGAUCGAGUAAUUUUCGCUCACCCGUGUAAAAUUGAGUCUCACAUCAAGUAUGCCGCUGCGGUUGGUGUUAAACUAACCACCUUUGAUUCAAUAGGCGAAAUCGAAAAGAUCCGUAAGUAUCACCCGGAGUGUUCCUUGCUCAUCAGGAUCAAACCUCCGGAUGAAAGCGGCUCCAUGUACCCGCUUGGGUCAAAGUUUGGUGCCCUUCCAGAGGAAUUUGCUCCACUCCUUCAAGCCGCCCAAUCUGCAAAACUAACCGUCUCGGGUGUCUCGUUCCACGUCGGAAGCGCAACCACCAACUUCAGCGCUUAUCGGAGCGCUGUAGCUGCGGCAAAAGCAGUGUUCGACACUGCUUCGCAGCUCGGCUUGCCCAAAAUGCUCGUGCUAAACAUUGGUGGGGGCUUCACGGCGGGUCCAAAUUUCGACCACGCAGCUAACGCUGUUAAAUCAGCCCUCCAUGAGUACUUCAAAAACGAACCGGAUCUAACUGUCAUUUCCGAACCGGGCAUGUUUUUCGCCGAGUCCGCUUUCACUCUGGCGACUAACAUCUUCGGGAAGCGCGUGAGGGGGGCGUCGAGGGAGUACUGGAUAAAUGACGGCGUUUAUGGGUCCAUGAACUGUGUCCUGUCCAAUGUGACAUUGAAUGCCCCGUUUGCGUGCACCUCGAAUCAUGGUAACCCCACAUGCCAAGGGAUGAAGACUUAUUGUUCGACUGUGUUUGGGCCCACAUGCGCCGCCGUUGACACGGUGUUGAGGGGUCACCAGCUACCGGAAUUGCAGCUGAACGAUUGGCUGGUGUUUCCAAACAUGGGGGCGUAUACGGCAGCAGUUGGUUCUAACUUUAAUGGGUUUAAGGCCGCGAUAACUACCCACCUUGUGUAUUCCAAUCCAUGAUAAACGAAUAGUCAUGAUCUGCACUCGCGCUAUUGCUCCUUCCAAAAAGAUUGUUCAAUUCACAAAAUAAGAACUUCAAAAUAAUGCAUUUUUAAUUGCAACUCAAAA